Effrenium voratum is the source of this 324-nucleotide messenger RNA. NCBI's taxonomy places the organism in Eukaryota, Dinophyceae, Suessiales, Symbiodiniaceae. The record is from the annotation of a GenBank genome assembly.
AUGGAGAGCGAGGUGCGGCAGUUUGCGCCGCACGAGCGGGUGUCUCGCUGUACCUUGCAGAGCUACCUGGAAGGCAUCAACUUUGAGCAGGUGGCCGCCAGUAUGGUGGCUCAGGUGAUCCUCGCCCUGCUGGGCCUGGACCUGGGCGAGGCCAGCUGCGAGGCCCCGCGCUUCGCCGCGCUGCUGGCGCGGCCCCCGGCGCUCACGCAGCAGCUGGACUUCGCCACGGCCCUGUGGGGUUCUGCAGGCGAGCCGGCGGCUGCUGUAGUGCAGCAACAUCGGCGGCAAAGUUCGCCCAACUCUCCGCGAGGUAAAGCCUCCUGA